This is a messenger RNA of Cuculus canorus (common cuckoo), 6049 nucleotides long. Its product is annotated as receptor-type tyrosine-protein phosphatase kappa. Gene Ontology annotation, molecular function: protein tyrosine phosphatase activity; protein binding. The record is from RefSeq and is a predicted model, not a curated record. The coding region runs from base 184 to 4680 and encodes 1498 amino acids. NCBI's taxonomy places the organism in Eukaryota, Metazoa, Chordata, Aves, Cuculiformes, Cuculidae. The transcript has 30 exons. Gene Ontology annotation, biological process: protein dephosphorylation.
AAUGAAAGCAGCGCUGACACUGGUGGAGGUUCCCUCUCCAAUGAGGAAGCCUCUUGCACCAUCUGUGAUUUCUCUGUGUAGCUGUUUCCUCUCUGUGCUUGCACUUCUGGCAAUCAGACAAGUGUGUUGUGAGGCACCCAGCAGGGCUGAGACCUCAGACCUGCCCUGGGACCAUAAGAAAAUAUGGGUCUGCAAUGGACGUUUCUCCUGCUCCUCACACCUCUGCUGGCAGCACAGGAGGAGAAAGAGCUAAACCCCAACAUCUCUGAAGAAACCCAGGAAAUAGGAAGAUGUAAAGCUCCUUCCGACUGGGACCCUAUGCUGCAGUUUAACCCAAACCAGAGCAGCUAUGCCGUGAACGAUCUGGUGCAGCUGAGCUGUGCUGUGAACUAUGUGCCAUCAGUCCCUCAGAUCAGAUGCAUUUCCAAUGGGACGCAGCCUUUGUGGAACAGGAAUGCCACCUGCAAGGAGGGAUGCCAGCAGCCCCAGUUGGACUCGAAGAUCCGCUUUAGCCCAAAGAAGAGGUUUUAUGGGCUCAAUGAAGAGGUGACACUGAGCUGUCUUAUGGUGGACUCUCCACCCCUUGCUGUGAUCAGAUGUGCAAAACAGACAUCUCCAGAUUGGCAAAAUGCUUGGGAGGUGAAGGACAUCCAGGGAUCAUGGCAUGGGGUGGCAGAGAACCUGAGCUGCACCCCAGGAAAGUGCCCCAAGCCCCUGUGGGAUUCAAGAGUCCAGUUUCCACAAAAUAAGAAAUAUUACCGAUUGAACGAAGAACUGACACUGACCUGCCCUGGAGAUCUUGAGCCUUCCUUCCCCAAGGUCAAAUGUGCAAGGGAAUUUCUGCAAGUGCAUUCUGGAGAAGUGGUCUAUGGAGAGGCCUGGUGGGGCCAGAGCAGCCCAGGUGCCUGGACAAUCAUUGAGAGGCCCGUAAGGUGUCUUGGAGUAUGCAAAAAGCCCUGGUGGGACUCAGAUCUCCAGCUGGAACCAAACCAGGAGAUUUACAACAACAAUGAAGAAGUGGUGCUAAGCUGUCCUGCAGAUUUCCAGCCGUCCUUCAAACGCAUCAAGUGUGCAAGGGAAGAUCAGCCCAAUACAAACUCGAAUAUUGCAUCCAGAUUCCCAUGGAUGGGAAUGGACGGCAGAGGUGCCUGGGUCCGCAUUUGGUCUGAAGUGGAGUGCAUUGAAGCAUGCGAAAGGCCUCAGGGGGACUCAAGAGUCCGCCUUAUUCCGGACGAGGAGAAUUACAAGAACAGUGAGGAAGUGGUGCUGAGCUGUCCUGCAGGUUUCCAGCCGUCCUUCACUCGCAUCAAGUGUGCAAAGGAAGAUCAGCCCAAUAAUGACUCAAAUCUCGCAUCCAUAUUCCCAUGGAUAGGAAUGGAUAGCAGAGGUGCCUGGGUCCGCGUUCGGUCCAAAGUGGAGUGCAUUGGAGUAUGCAAAAAACCCUGGUGGGACUCAGAUCUCCAGCUGGAACCAAACCAGGAGAAUUACAAGAACAAUGAAGAAGUGGUGCUGAGCUGUCCUGCAGGUUUACAGCCAUCCUUCACGCGCAUCAAGUGUGCAAGGGAAGAUCAGCCCAAUAACAACUCGAAUCUCGUAUCCAGAUUCCCAUGGAUGGGAAUGGACAGCAGCGGUACCUGGGUUCGCAUUCGGUCCAAAGUGGAGUGCAUUGAGGUCCUCCAGGUUGUUCCCGGAACCGUGGAGAUUUCCAGCACCAGCAUCAAACUGAACUGGACAUGCAGGGUCCCUGACGUCUGCCAGCACAUGCGGGCCACAUGCCGCCUGGCAGAGCCUUCCUCCCCUCCCUGUAAAGCAGAGGUGUUGAAGGGAGAGGAGAUGCUACAUGGCCAGGAGGGAACAUUCACUUGUCUCCAUCUGCAUCCCUACACUGUCUACAGUGUCACCAUCUCCCUGCCCCCUGACACCAUCUUGUACACACGGCUCCUCAGGACAGAUGAAGCAGUGCCAGACAAAGUGGAGGAGCUGUGGCUGGAUUCAAGCACAGGUUCCCUCCGGUGGAAGGGGCUGCCCUCCUGCAAAGGGGAGAUCAUUGGCUACCAGCUGAACAUCACGACAAGGAGCUCACAGAAUGGCAGCUUCCUGGAGAUGGAACGACUUUGGCUGAGCAGCUCUGUCACUGAGCACCCACUGCCUGAAUACAGCCCUGACAGGAGCUACGUGGUGACGAUGCAGGGACUCACGGCUGCUGGAGCUGGGGUUGCAUCACUGUGGAAGUUCCAGACCAACAGCUCGGACACUCCACACCCCCUUGGCAUCAAUUGCCGCAUUGUCCAUGAUGUCUCCCCAUCCCAAGGGACAGCCGUGCUUCCUCUCCAGCCUAUCAUCCGUGACCCCGAAGGAGUGAGGGAGCACCAGCUCAUUGUGGCUGCAACACACAACAGCACCGCAGUGGAAGGCGCCUGCUCGGGGGAGCCACAGUCCUUCAACACCAGUCAGCAGCCCAGUGCCUACCUGGCUGCUGUGCUCAACCUCACCACCCCCACGGGCUUUGUGCUGGGCAACGGGACCCAUGGGCAGGGCUACCACAAUGCUGCCCUCCAGCCGGGCUGGGACUACACUGCCCUUCUGCGCCUCGUCCAUCGCUCACAGCAGACAGAGAAGUUCACCUGCGUUUGCUACAGAUUCUCUCUUGGACAAGAGUCAGGUCCUCUGCUGGGCAGGAGGAAUGUGAUUAUUGCUGCAGCGCUGGUUGUUGUCCUGCUGGCACUUGGGAUUUUGCUGCUUUUGGUGCUCUUCAGGCGGAAGUACAGCAGUUCAAAAACCUCGGAGAACACCAGCACUAUUCCCCUGCGAAGAUGUCGAGGAGGUACAUGCAAGCUGAACACACAGAUCCCUGUGGAGGAACUGCUGGAGGUUAUGAAGAAGCUGAAGAGAGCAGAAAUAGAGGCAGAGCAGACAGAGGAGGAAACAGUUGACAGGCAUGGUGCUGGGCGUCUGAGAGAGUACCAGGAACUGUCCUCCACGUUGUCACACCCAUGUGAUGCUGGGAAGGAGCUGAGUAAUCAGAGCAAGAACCGCUACAAGAGCAUCAUCCCAUACGAUCAUUGUCGUGUAGUGCUGCAGCAUUCUGACACGGGGAAUGGCUACAUCAAUGCCAGCUAUGUGGAUAGCUACCGGAGUCCGCGCUUCUUCAUUGCAGCUCAAGGCCCCUUACCUGGGACGGUGGUGGAUUUCUGGCAGAUGGUCUGGCAGGAGAAGACCUCAAUCAUUGUGAUGCUGACAGGCUUAGUGGAGCAGAACAAGACCAAGUGUGAGCGGUAUUGGCCAGAGCAGGAACAGGUCUACGGGGACUUCACCGUGACACUCAACAACACCAGGACCACCACAGGCCUUGUCACACGCAACUUCUGCCUGCAGAAGGCAGGCUGUGCUCUCCCAAGAGUGGUAGAGCAGUUUCAUUUCCUACUGUGGCCAGACCACGGGGUCCCCAGGAACUCUGCCCAGCUCCUGUGCUUAGUGGAGGUGGUGAACAAGAGGAAGAUGGAAGCAUCUGCUGGGCCCGUGCUGGUGCACUGCAGUGCAGGGAUCGGGCGCACAGGGACCUUCAUUGCCCUGGACUUCCUCCUAAAGAUGGGGAAUGCCGAGGGCAAGGUCGAUGUAUUUCACUGCGUGCAGAGGCUCCGGGAGCAGCGGGUCAGCAUGGUACAGACCAAGGAGCAGUAUACGUUCCUGUAUGAGGCGCUCCUCGAAGGCUUGCUGUGCAGCAGCACUGGAGUCCCAGUGGAGAACAUCGCCAGCCAUGUUCGGUGUCUUAGAGAAGCUGGGGCCUCAAGGCAGAACAAUGUCCUUGAGAAGGAGUUCAAGGCCCUGCAGAAUUUUUCUGAGUUCUUCCAGCUCCUACCAUGCAGAGAAGCUGAGAAACCCAGCAACCAGCCCAAGAACCGCAAGCCAGGGAUCCUGCCAGCGGAUUCCUGUCGGCCCAUCCUGAUGUCCUCACUGAACGCAGAUGGCUCACCAGGUUACAUCAAUGCUGUCUUUGCCAACAUGUACACUGAGGAGGACAAACUGAUCAUCACCCAGCUGCCUUUCCCUACCACUCUGGUAGAUUUCUGGGCUCUGGUUUGGGAUUACACCUGCACUUCGGUCGUUGUGCUGAACCAGCUGCAGGAGCUGGAUGAGACAUAUGUGGAGUUCUGGCCCAGCCAGGGCGAAGCUGACUACGGCCAUUUCCAUGUCCACUUCAUCUCAGAGGAGCCCGGAGCUGGCUUCACAGCCUGGACACUGACCCUCACCAACAGCCAGCAGCCCAAGAAGUCUGCACUGGAAGUCCGGUUCUGGCAACUGAAGGACUGGCCCAUGCAGCAGCAUCUUCCCCCAAACCCUGACACCAUCAUCAGCCUGCUAGGGAAAGUCGAGACACACCAUCGGCAGAGCCAAGAUGGACAUAUCCUCGUCACCUGCUUGGAUGGUGCCAGCCGGAGUGGGAUCUUCUGUGUUGCUAGUUUCCUGUGUGAGCAGAUCCAAAGUGAAGGGCUGGUGGAUGUAUCCCAGGCUGUAAGAAUGCUGAAGAGGCGGCGGAGACAGCUGAUUAAAGAUGUGGUAAAUGUUGACUAUAAGCCAAGUUGGGAACAAAACCAGAACAAAAGCCAUACCCUGGACAUCCCAGCAGCUGCCCUCACUCCUCUGUGCUCAGAUCAUCCUAGGCCAAAUAGGGCCAGAUGAGACCUCUGAAAGCCCUGCUUUCUGCCAAUGGUACAUAACCACUCACUUGGGGUAGGUUCUGCAGAACCAGGUAGGCACCAAGGCAUCCUGCAGGCUGUGUUGCUCAUUUCCAGUCCAGCUGGCCUGCUCAGCAGGGGGCUGCACUGGUGGAGGCUCAGGUACCUGUCCUGCACUCACCUCACUUCCCAGUUUGGGUGCUAGAAGCCAUCAAAAUUUGAGCACCAUGGAUGGUUGUGAGCAGCUGAUGUUUCAUGCCACGGACGCGAGGUACCCUCUGGAGACAAGGUGGCUCCAGCAUUGGUGUAACCAAGCCCUCAUCUACUACAGUACAUGACUGUGAUUCAUCUGGCAGGGAAGGUGGGCUUCAAAUGGGAGGAAGAGAUUGGGCUGUACCUGCACCUGACUUCCAGAGGAAGCUGUUGGCAACCACAGCUGGUCUCCCGCUGCGGGUGAUGGUGUACCAGGCUCUCAUAUAUAUCUUUCUGUUCACAGGAGCAGUAUGGAUUCUGCUACAAACUAGCCCUCAGUUAUUUGAAUUCAUUUGAAACCUAUGGGAAUUUCAAGUAGAGGCAUGGCCACAGCCCAUCUCUGGCCAGGAUUUUGACUCUCUUGACAAUCCUCCAUCCGUAACAACGGAAACCAGAGGAGACAAUAGGGGUGUGCCCUGCCCCACAACCCUUUACUCCCCUGAAAAGCCACCCCUAGUGUCCUCUGCAGCUGGAGAGCACAGGCAGGACUGUCUCCAAAUUGUGGUCAGCCUUUGAAAUGGGAACCUGACCCUUUGCCCAGAGUUUGCACUGGAACUUACCUAGAAUCACAACCUGAAUAUGCAGACCAGAGCAGAGGCAGCAGGACCCGACCUGUCUGUGCUGGGGAUGAAGAGAACCAGUUGUCCUCCUCAGGCUCCUUUGUCCCUUCAGGCAGCCCCAGGGAAGGUGGAGUAGCUCCACGAACUCUCAGUGUUUUGCCAGGCAAGCAUCAAACUGCUGCAAGAUCCAUGGAACUCAGGAGCACAGGCUCACUCAGCUGCUUUGAGAGAAGCACGAAGCCCGAGGCAAACAAAAACCAAGGGAGGGGCAAUCCACAGUCCUGUAGAGCUAGCAUGGUGCUUCCCACUCCACACAAUUCCUUCCUGGAGCUCUGUCUCCUUGGUGUUGAUCCAGGUGCCACAGCCUUGCUUGCUCCAGAGAGGUUCACUCACCAACUUCUCUGGCUUGACCAUGGCAAUUCCAAGUUGUAGUGUCUCAAUCUAGAUAUCCUGAUGGGCUUCCAGCUGAAGCUGCUGCACAGUGGAGACUAGUUCUGCCUUUGUUCUCAAGGGAAAGGGGCCUCAAAGCCAAGACCUGCCCUAUGGCUCUGCUCUGUGUCU